GGGGAGUUGACUCGCAUCAGCACCGCUCUCCUCGGCUUUUAAACCCUUUUUGACACUCUGGAUCCAAGCAGCUGGAAAUGGCUAACUCCAGGGACUCCCCGCCCAGAAGUUCCCCAAGUGUAGACCUGAAGACGUCCCUUGAUGAAUGUAUGUCAGCCAUGGACAUGUUUCUUAACAACCAAUUCAGUGAAAGUCUGGAGAUGCUGAAACCAAGGGUGAAGAACAGCAUGUACCACGCCCUGAUAUAUGCUACCAUUUUGGAAAUGCAAGCCAUGAUGACCUUUGAACACGAUGAUAUCAUUAGUGCUGGUCACACGAUGAAGGAAGCACAGGAGAUUUGCCAAAGGUUUCGGAAGAAGUCGACCGUGGUUGGUUCGCUCUCGAGUCUUGUGAUCAAACCAGCUGGUGACCACUUCACAGAAGAGGAAGUCCAUGCAGAGGUCUGCUAUGCAGAGUGUUUAUUGCAGAGAGCAGCCCUCACCUUCUUACAGGAUGAGAACAUGGUCAGCUUUAUCAAGGGUGGAAUUAAAGUCAGGAACAGCUUCAUGAUUUACAAGGAGCUCCACAACUUUCUGCAGUCGAACCUCUUCAGUAAAGGACCGAAUCACUCGCAUUUAGAAGGAGGUGUUUCUUUGGGAAUCGGGGCGUUUAAUCUGACGCUGUCGCUGUUCCCCACACGGAUCCUGAAAUUGUUGGAAUUUGCUGGCUUCUCUGGUGACAAGGAAUAUGGUCUGUCCCAGUUACGUGAUGGAGUGCUGGUGCCUAACCUCCGGGCCAUUCUCUGUGUCAUGCUGCUGUUGUGCUAUUAUACCUUCCUUACUUUCAUACUCGGAACAGGAGAGGAGGAAAUCACUGAUGCAGUGGUUCUCCUUCAGCCUUACCUCACUCGCUAUCCCAAGGGGGCGAUAUUCUUGUUCUUUUCGGGGAGGAUUGAAGAAAUCAAAGGGAACCUUGAUGAGGCAAUUGGAAGGUUCGAGGAAGGGUGCGCUGCACAACAAGCCUGGAAGCAGUUCCAUCAUAUGUGCUACUGGGAGCUGAUGUGGUGCUUCACCUACAAGCAGCUGUGGAAGGUGGCCUACUUCUACGCUGACCUCCUCAGCAAAGAGAAUCGCUGGUCUAAGGCUAUGUACGUCUACAUGAAAGCAGCGUACCUGAGUAUGUUACCUGCACAUGAACCAAAACCCUUUGGGGACAAUGAAGUUGAACUCUUCAGGCAAGUCCCACUGCUGAAGCAGAAGAUUGCUGGGAAGUCUCCUCCUACUGAGAAGUUUGCUAUUAGAAAAGCCAGGAGAUACAAAUCCAAUGAUGCUGUGAGGCUGCCAGUGCCGGCCCUGGAGAUGAUGUAUAUGUGGAAUGGCUUUGCAGUCAUUGGCAAACAGCGGGAGCUGACGGAAGAAAUGCUGGGAACGAUUAGCGAAGCUGAGACAGUGCUGGAGCAGGCAACACCUAAUGAAUACCUGACUGACGACAAAUGCGUGGUUAAACUCUUGAAAGGCCUGUGCUUGAGGCAUUUGGGAAAAAUCUUAGAAGCCGAGCAAUGCUUUGUCUUCAUAUACCACAAUGAGAAGAACAUUAAAUAUGACCACUACUUGAUUCCAAACGCACUUCUGGAGCUCAGUCUGCUUUUUAUACAACAGGCGAGAAAGGAAGAAGCCAUUAAGUGGCUGAGGCGAGCAAAGCAAAACUACAAGGACUAUUCCAUGGAAUCCAGGACACUCUUCCGAAUACAUGCCGCUCUUUCCAAACUGAAGGCAGAGAAGGACGAGAAUGAGUUUGAAGUGACCGCCCUUUAGAGGGGAACCCGAUCCAGCGCAGAAGCAAUGGGAGGACGCAGAAGAUUUUCAAAGUGGGUU
This is a messenger RNA of Carcharodon carcharias (great white shark), 1853 nucleotides long. RefSeq names its product tetratricopeptide repeat protein 39A. Lineage: Eukaryota; Metazoa; Chordata; Chondrichthyes; Lamniformes; Lamnidae. Gene Ontology annotation, molecular function: protein binding. The transcript is spliced from 18 exons. The record is from RefSeq and is a predicted model, not a curated record. Bases 78 to 1793 code for a protein of 571 amino acids.